UUUCCCUGCAUCAAAGCUAGCUCGUACGCCAUCUCAACAAGCUAGAUCUACUUACGCACGGUCUUCUUAUCUCUUGGCCGCCGUGAAUGCUCGGACGCCUGUCUUUCCGCUCGGUCAGGUCAUUACCCUUCUCAAGAUCCGUCUCAACUAGUCAAGUGCUUUCGUUCAUUCCGAGCUCUCGCAACAAAAUCACGCCAGCAAUAGCUCGAGCCACUCAUCUACAGAGCGGAAACCUUUGCAACAAGAGAACCUUGUCCACUAUGGUACCUACUAGCGAUGUCAACUUUGGCAACUACGAACAGCUCACCGAGUUCAAGCUCGCCUACGCUCCGGUGACUGUUGCCAAGUAUCGAUCGACGAAGACCGGAUUCUCGGUGGUCGUUGCGAACAACAAGGCUCCCAUCACAAACGCCUACUUUACUGUUGCUACCGAGAUCUUUGACGAUACUGGUCGCCCUCAUACCCUGGAACAUCUGGUCUUUUUGGGCUCGAAGUCCUAUCCAUACAAAGGGGUUCUUGAUAACCUCGCCAACCGGGCAGGAGGCGACGGCACGAACGCAUGGACCGCUGAUGAUCACACUGCGUAUACCAUCUCGACGGCUGGUAGCGAGGGCUUUUUGAACAUGUUGCCCAUCUACUUGGACCAUAUUCUGUAUCCGACAAUCACGGCCAGCGGCUUUACGACCGAAGUGUUCCAUGUCAAUGGCAAGGGAGAAGAAGCAGGUGUCGUCAUGUCCGAGAUGCAGGGUGUCGAGCAAAACCCGACUACUGUAUUGGCCCGCAAAUUGCAGCUGGAACUGUACCCGGAAGGCUCCGCCUAUCGAUCGGAAACUGGAGGUAUGCUGGACGCCCUGAGAAAGUUGACCGUAGAGGAAAUCAGGGAAUUCCAUGCCAAGGCGUAUCGCCCUUACAACGUUUGCCUUCUGGUCGAUGGGUCCAUACCCUUGGAAAAGCUGAUGGACGUCCUCAACAACCAAGUCGAUCCUCUGAUCCUUUCACGAGCCGGUUCCGAGAAGAUUGAAAUUCCUACCGAUUGGAAACGACCUUUUCUAGAGACUGCUUCCGCUGCCGGCCCCAAGAUUGAGCAAGACAAGCAAGAGAUUGUGGAAUUCAUGGACAAGGACGAAAGCAUGGGGGAGAUGUACCUCGCUUGGCGUGGAAACCCGACAGGCGAUCACCUUGAAGAAAUGGCUCUUGAUAUUCUUACCACAUACCUGACCGAUACAGAAGUCGCGCCAUUAAACAAGAGAUUCAUUGAAAUCGCCAAGCCUCUGUGUACCCUAAUCGGUUUCUACUCUUCGGAUCGAGCUAGCGCUUCAGAGAUCACCUGUCAUAUCUCUGGCGUUCCCGCAGCCAUGCUUGAGAAGAUGACCUCCGAGCUCAGGUCAGCUCUGCGAGAUAUCGCUCAAGGUACUGCCAAGGAAGGACCACUAGACAUGAAACGCAUGCGAAGCGUCAUCGAGAGAGAUCGGAGACAACUGCUAGCUACGGCGGAGACUCGCUUGACGGAUGUACUCUGCGACCCGGUCAUUACUGACUUCUUGUACGGGGACGUAAACUCAAAAUCCCUUCCAGGGACCUUUGACGACCUCGACCAAUAUCGAACACUCCUCACAUGGAAAGCCGAUCAAUGGGUGAACCUUCUGAAGAAGUACUUUGUCGACCAGCCCUGCAUCUCGAUUGUUGGGAAGCCCUCGGCGGCUAUGGUCGAAAAGAUCAGCCAACAAGCGAAGGAAAGGUUGGCUUCCACCAAGACCGCGCUUGGCGAGGCUGGACUGAAGCGCAAGGCGGAUGAACUGGCCGCCGCACAGAAGGAGAACGAUCGACCCAUCCCAGAUAACAUAAUCACUGAUUUCCCCAUCUCCGAUGCUUCCAAGAUAGACUGGGUUCCCGUGGAGAGUGCCGUGAACCCGGUCGCCUCCUUUGGGAAUGCUUCGCCACGGGUCCAAGCCCAUGUUGAUACGGAAGGACAAGAAUUGCCAUACUCCGUGCAUUUCGCUCACGUUUCAUCUAACUUUGUCACCGUUCGCGUCACAUUCGAUGCGUCUUGCCUGCCAGCCGAUCUCAUGCCUUACUUGAAGUUGUUCGAGUCCUCGCUAUUCUCCCUCCCGGUGGAGCGUCCGGAAGGUGUCAUCGGCCAUGAGGAGGUAGUGACUCAGCUCACCGAGUUAACCGUGGAUUAUGAUUCGGGGCUCGGACUCAGAGGAGAGUUCUCGGACGUGUUCCAGGUAUACCUCAAGGUAGAACAAGACAAGUACUCCACUGCAAUCGGUUGGUUACGUGACCUCCUUUCCCGCGGAGUAUUCGAUAUCGAGAGGUUGUUCGUGGUAGUGGCCAAGCUUCUCCAAGACUUGCCCCGACGAAAACGUUCCGCCAACAGCGCAGGAUCGUCGACGAUCUUUGACAUGCUGUUUGACAAGUCGAAAUCGCCUUCUAUUGCAAACGGACUGCUUGCUACCUUGACGUCUUUGCCCAAGAUCGCUGACGAACUAAAGGAAAACCCGGAGGUGGUCACCAAGAAAUUGAAGACCUUGCGAGAAUAUUUGUUGGAUCCUGCUGUGAUGCGUAUCUCUGUGGCCGGUGACAUCCUGAGCAUGAAGAAUCCCAGAUCUGCUUUCAGCGACAAUUUUUUGCCCUUCAACCGCAUUGGUCUCCGACCCCUCAAAGGAGCUAGAGACGUCAUGUCUCUUUUGGGUCUCAAUCCUGCUAAGAAGGCUAAAGUGGUGACCUUGCCAAGCGUCGAAGGUUCCUACGGGGUUGUGUACGGGAACGGGCCUUAUGGAUGGGAUGCAGAAGGGCUUGCUGCUGCAGAAUUGGCUGCCGGUGUCUUGAAUGCGUUAGAGUCUUAUUUCUGGAAACAUAUCCGAGGCGCAGGACUUGCAUAUGGCGCGUCAAUCGAGGUUGACGAGGAGGCUGGACUUACUUCAUUUAAAGUCUGGAGAAGUCCCGAUGCUUACAAGGCUUACAAGGCGGCCGGCGAUGUAGUAAGAGGUCUUGCUGACGGUUCCAUUGAGCUGGAGAAGAAUCUCGUAGACGCUGCAAGGAGCACCACAUCUUAUACUUUAGCCCGACAAGAAGGGAACAACUCCGCCGCGGCCUCGACCGUCUUCAUCAAUGAAGUCUUCAAACAGAUUCCUGCUGACACGGGCGCUCGUCGGCUUGCGUCGCUCAAGGACAUCUCGGUAGACCAGGUUCGCGAAGCGAUUCGUCAACACUUUGUGCCCCUCUUCGACCCCGAGUCAAGCGUUGUGGUCGUAGCUUCUGCGACUGGCCUUGACGAGAAGAUAGCAACGCAAUUGUCGGAUGCCGGCUACGAAGUAGAGAAGAUGGAGCUUCCCAGCUUGGGGGACAACGAUAUUAGCGGCUCAGACGAUGAUGGCGACAGCGCCGAGAGCGGUAGCGAAGACGAGAGCGAGGGCGAUGCCAUGAGCGUGACGUCGACGUAAAAUGCGUCUCUUGUAAAAUAACAGAGCAAGAGA
Filobasidium floriforme is the source of this 3479-nucleotide messenger RNA. Its product is annotated as cytoplasm protein. Gene Ontology annotation, molecular function: metal ion binding. The coding region runs from base 87 to 3446 and encodes 1119 amino acids. The record is from RefSeq and is a predicted model, not a curated record. The transcript is spliced from 20 exons. Lineage: Eukaryota; Fungi; Basidiomycota; Tremellomycetes; Filobasidiales; Filobasidiaceae.